Molecule: messenger RNA, 2960 nt
Organism: Marchantia polymorpha subsp. ruderalis
Lineage: Eukaryota; Viridiplantae; Streptophyta; Marchantiopsida; Marchantiales; Marchantiaceae
Source: the annotation of a GenBank genome assembly
ACUCCAGUCCGCUCCUCUGCGCAGUGCUGGCCAAGUCGCUGCAAGAACGAACAGGAACGUUGCAAGAGGCAGCGGCAGCCGCGGCCCGUAGACUUGGAUGUGCGCAGGCGGAUCUGCCUCGGGACUCGAGCGAACAGCAGUGCUCAGAACUGCGUUCCAAGAGCGGAUCGUUCGUUCGUUCGCUAGCUCGCGGGGCGGUCGAUCAAGAGCUUACGUCUGUCCUCGUGAAUGGGAGCUCGUCGAGCGAUUGUUUGAUGCGGGAAUCUUCGAGGAAGCUCGGGAGAGGAGGGGAGGCGAGGGGAGGUGGAGGAGCAGGAGGAGGCGGAGCGGAGAACACUUGAGGCGAGGAGUUUGCCGCGGAACUGGUGGCGAGAGUUUGGAAGCAAUUGCGUUGAAAUUUGAACUGCCGCGGUGGGGGCGGGGUGGCGUUCUGUUCAGCAGUGUGUUGGAGUGCAGAGAAGGCGGACGUGGAGAAAAUCCGUUGCUGUCGAAGAAGAGGAGGAGCAGCUAUCAAAUAUGGCUCCCCCAAUAUUCAAGUGUUUUCCUCAAUCUCCCCACUAUCAUGAUGUACGAUCUACUCCAGAAGUUGUCAAGCAGGCGUUCACGGAGGCCUGUAAUGGAAAAGAGUACAUGAGUGUUGCCGAUGUGAUCAGUUACAUGAACAGAGCUCAAGGGGACGACCAUAUGACCGAAGCUCAAGCCGAAGCUCUACUGGGCAAGCUGAAAGAUGGAUCGGAUCAUCAUCUUCACAACUUAUUUCAUCACCACAAGAAGGGAGGCACUGCGAAUGGUGGUCUGGAUCUGGCUGGCUUUGUGAAGCUUCUUCUGAGUCCUGAUGUGAACUCGAUUCUGAAGCCGAAAGAGAAGAGCCAUGAUAUGACUCAACCCUUGUCGCACUAUUAUGUGCACACCAGCCACAAUUCCUACUUGACAGGGAACCAACUUACCUCAAGAUCCAGCACGCAUCCAAUUAUUGAUGCUCUUAAAACUGGUUGUCGCGUGAUCGAAUUGGACUGCUGGGAGCGUCGGGGCAAGAUCAAAGUUUUGCAUGGAGGUACUUUGACCAAACCAGUUAAGUUUGAUGCCUGCAUCAAAGCCAUCAAAGAAAAUGCGUUCGUAGCAUCAGACUAUCCGGUGAUUAUCACAAUUGAGAAUCAUUUGCCAGGCGAACUCCAAAUUCAAGCAGCUAAGAUCAUAAAGAAUAUACUUGGAGAGCUACUCUUCAUUCCUAGUCCAGAAGAGCGGCCCCCUCUUGAGUUCUUGUCGCCUGAGGCCUUGAAAGGAAAGAUUAUUAUUUCUGAUAAACCACUACGGGAACCUGUCGAAGAGCAGCUUGAAGAAGAUCCAGAGGGUGCUGUAGAAACAGCUGAGACCAUUCUUCAAAGAGGGGACAGUUCACCAGAAAUGGAUCCCAAAAAUCGGAAAGUACCCGGGCGGCUGAAAGUUGACAAGAAGGCUUUGGAAAAGGCUGCCAAAGCAUACGAAGCAGCCACUCCAGACCCUGAAAUUCCUCUUACUCAAGAAUUUGAGGAAUUGUUAUACAUCCACUGUGAGAAACCUUCAGAGAUGAAGGAAAAGCAAGUGAAAGGUGGACCGCUUAAACCAGGAGACAGAGCUAUUAUGGCGAAUCUCAGCGAGCCACAGUUGAAGAACUUCAUCAAAACUCAUCCUGCAUCUGUGAUAGAGUAUACAAGAAUGAAUAUGGGGAGGAUGUAUCCCUUUGGUCUACGCUUCGACUCCUCAAAUGCGGACCCUAUGUAUGCAUGGAGUCAUGGGUUUCAGAUGGCCGCCCUCAACUUGCAAGGAAAAGACCGACCUUCUUGGAUUGGACAAGGAUUUUUCCUUGCCAAUGGAGCUUGUGGUUACGUGAGGAAACCUGAAGUUCUUUUGCCUGAAAGCAGCCUGGACUAUGAACAAAUCUUAAAUUUGUCACCCAAACUUAAUCUGAAGGUAACGGUACUACUGGGAACACACUGGCAUAGCCAUUUUGAUUACUUCAAGAAACCGGAUUUCUAUGUUAAGGUUGCUGUACACGGCAUACCUCCCGAUGCCCUGAAGCAAAAGACUCAAGUUGCUACAUCAAAUAAGGAACCUCACUGGGAAGACGAGCAGUUCGAGUUUCCUAUUAGAGUUCCCGACAUUGCGAUCUUGAGAUUCGAAGUAUGGGAGUAUGACCGAAUGAACCCUGAUGACUUUGUGGGACAAGCAUGUCUUCCCGUAAAUGAGAUACGCAGCGGCAUCCGUGUUGUCCAGUUACGCUCUAAGAAAGGGAAGCUAAGAUCAUCCAAACUUCUUUGUAACUUGAAACUGGAUUAUUUGGACGGAUCGCAAGCUACAAAUGGUGCACAUUAGGUGUUCAGUAGAGAUAUUUCUAUCUUAUUGUAGUGUGAUCCUUAUCACCGAAUCUCUAAUGGUGGGGGCAAGUACAGUGUGCAGCGCUAACAGAUCCUUCAGAAUUAUGCUAUCACGUCUUGGUCAUUUUGUUUAGGUAGACCUUGUCCACAGAAGAAACGUCAAAUGACCCACGAAAGGUGGCCACCUACUGGGUAUCGAAGAGAUAUAGUUAUAUUCGGUUCAAGUCCCCAGUUGUAGGAUUCUACAUGUAACUGUAAGUUGGGAGCGUCACACAGUGUAUGAAUGUUAGAUUUAGAAAAUUAGAUUCUGAUGUGACCGGACCAUUGUCGGUCGGGUCUUGCUCAACCAAGCUCGGGCUUGUAGGAUGAGCUUGGAUAGUUCUGUCUACCAGAUCAAGAAGAAAACAGUUUAAUUAGGUGGAGCGAAGAGAGGUGUAGGAAUGAGAGUAUGAAAGUCUGAUAGCUCAAAGCGAAGUUCUCGAGAGAAGAAAGCUUAAAAUUUUACUCCGUCAUAGCCUCUAAAUAAAGCUGUACACCGAGGCUGUGAGAAUGUAUAUCAUUUAGUUGAUUGGAUACAAUGGUAGCUAAAGCCCUUUUGGUUUGCAG